CGUUACCCGGCCCCAAGAGGCUGGCCCAGAGCCAGCAGGCUCUGGCUUCAGGCCCGUGCCCGGUGCCAGCCAGGCCUGUCGGGGCAGCUGGAGCACCGCUGCCAACCAGGUGCAUCUCCGUGAGCUUCCAGGCCCUGACGCGGCAGGUUCUGCCUUCCCGCUCCCCGUGGUGCGGCACCCAUCACAGCUGCCCAUGGCAGGACAGAGGGUUGCUGGCAGAGCAGCUGAGAGGCCCAGGUUCCGGGCAAGGCUUUGUCAGCCACUGGCGUGUGGCUUGGGGAUGGCUACACCGGGAGCUUCCUGCAGACAGCUGCCCCCAUCCUGCCCGGGCCACACUGCGAAGAGGGGUGGUCAGCUAAAGGCCACACUUUCUCAAGUGUCCACUGCUCCUGCACGUUCUAGGGUUCCGACGGCCACGGGCAUGAUGCUUCAAGUCCUGGUGGGGGCUGUUCUCCCCGCCUUGCUGCUGGCCGCCCCACCGCCCAUCAACAAGCUGGCCCUGUUUCCAGACAAGAGUGCCUGGUGCGAAGCCAAGAACAUCACCCAGAUUGUGGGCCACAGUGGCUGUGAGGCCAAGUCCAUCCAGAACAGGGCGUGCCUAGGACAGUGCUUCAGCUACAGCGUCCCCAACACCUUCCCGCAGUCCACAGAGUCGCUGGUCCACUGCGACUCCUGCAUGCCGGCCCAGUCCAUGUGGGAGAUUGUGACCUUGGAGUGCCCCGGCCACGAGGAGGUACCCAGGGUGGACAAGCUGGUGGAGAAGAUUGUGCACUGCAGCUGCCAGGCGUGUGGCAAAGAGCCGAGUCCCGAGGGGCUGAACGUCUACGUGCAGGGCGAGGACGGGCCCGCCGCCCAGCCUGGCCCCCACCCUCACCCCCACCCCCACCCCCACCCUGCCGGGCAGGCCCCUGAGCCCGAGAGUCCCCCGGGGGCCCCCCACCCUGAGGAAGAGGGGGCUGAGGACUGAGGCCCCCAAGUCUUCUCCCCUCUCGUCCCCUGUGGCAUGUUGGGUCUCACCCUCCGGGGAGGAGUUGGGGGAGAGGCAGGAGCCCCCCCUUGGCACUGGAUGGACUUGGAUUGAGACUUGGACUUGGAAUGCUUCCUGGUUGCCGUGGAGAUCCGAGGAGGGUGGGAACCCAGUGACACAAUUUAAUAUAUUCAAGGGGGGGGGAAGAAGCAGAGGUCUUCAGGGUUCUUUAUCGGAGGGGCUUCUCUUCCUCUCCUCCUCCUAAUGAUGUGCCCUCGGGACCGUGAGGAAGGUGGCUGAACUGCUGAGGCAGGGUGAGGCCCCUCGAGAUGGCAGAGACAGGCUGAGGCCCAGCCCUGGUGGGCCAGGGCCGCUGGGUGCAGACGGUGGUGCCGGCCCGAGCUGAGGUGGGCUGCUUCCCAGCGCAUCAGCAGAAGCAGGGUCCCUAGCCCCUGAGGCUUCCCAGAGGCCUCCCACCUGCUCCCCAAGGCUGGGUUAGCUUCUCCUCAGUGCCACCAAGUGCCCCCCUUGAUGGCGUGGCUGGGAGUCAGGCCCGGGCAGGACCCUGCUGACUCAUGGCCCUGGAGGUGGGAGCCAGGCUUUGGGCCUCUCCCGUUUCUGUGGCUUUCUGAGGGUGGGGGAGCGGGGGAGAGGAGGGAGGUGCCUUCCUGACCAGGGGGCAGGGGUGAACCCCCACCACACCAUCCCUGCAGAAGAACAGUGCUGCAUCCCACUCAGAGCCUCAUACCCCACUGCCCCCCAAAUUCUAGCCCCCCCCCCCAUGGAGCUGAAAGAGCCAGCCUCACCCCUGGGCUGCUCUUCCUGAAUACCUGCAAGUCUGGAGGGGGGCGCCUCUUCCCAGAGGUUUCAAGGCGGACCUAGGUUGGAUGGAUUCUGGCUGUGCCCCCAGAGGAGGGAGGGUGCAGGCUCUUGGGGGUGGGGUGUUCACUGCAUUGUGUGGCAGCCAUGGAGCUAUCCAGUCUCACCCGCCCCCCCACUGCCAGCUGCACUUUACACGGGGGUGGGAGCCCCGGGGAGGAGGGCAAUGAAGGCCACCCCUCGGCCACGUGCCCGCACCCUCUGUGAUUGAGCUGGGUCCCACGAGGUUCUACACGGCAGGUCUGGUGGCUCCCAGAACUGCCUGCUGGCCCUGCCAGGCUCCUGCUUGGGGGCCCUGGCAUCAACUUCUGACAAGAGCUUCUGGAGCUUGUAACCAAUAGAUUGUCUCCCUGACGGACCCUGAGUUUUCUCAUGAAUAAACUCAUUCAAUGCCUGGUC
Molecule: messenger RNA, 2245 nt
Organism: Condylura cristata (star-nosed mole)
Lineage: Eukaryota; Metazoa; Chordata; Mammalia; Eulipotyphla; Talpidae
Product: neuroblastoma suppressor of tumorigenicity 1
Exons: 4
Coding region: 194-967 (257 amino acids)
Biological process (GO): animal organ morphogenesis
Molecular function (GO): receptor ligand activity; BMP binding
Source: RefSeq, a predicted model, not a curated record